GUGCUUUGUUCGACCUAUUUUAAGGCGAAUGAGUCAACGAUUGACGUAGCUCGUAAAAUACUCCUUUACAAUGCCAGCUGAGGAAGGACGUAUUACUCGCAAAUCCACGGUCUCCAAACAAAAUCGAAAACAAGUUCGCAGUGUACUAAAAAGCGAGAAGGUACUUCAUCGAUCAACAAGAAAACAGGUUGUAGAAGUAAUUACUCCACCUAUCUCUGCAAGGCUUAGAAGUGCUGGUACACGACAAGCAUUUGAAGAAACAAAUGUCAAGUUGGAUACCCUCCUUUUGAAACCGAAAGGUCGUAAAUCUGCUGCUCAUGUGAAUCAAAUAAAGCAGAAUGGUACACAUCUUGCUUUAAUAGUCGAAAGUAAUGGAAUACCUGAUGUAUUGAACAACCAUAAUCCGUCCACUGGUUCCUCGCAGAAUGGGACAAAAAAUAAUGUCUCAGAAACUCCUGUUCUACAACCCAUGACAAGUUCACGUUUUUGUAGCACCAUGUAGCAAUAUUCAUGUUUUUGUCCAGCUUUUUAUACUUGUAUUUUAUUUUUAACAAAAUAUAUUUGUGAGUAUUUCA
This is a messenger RNA of Schistosoma mattheei, 575 nucleotides long. The record is from the annotation of a GenBank genome assembly. Lineage: Eukaryota; Metazoa; Platyhelminthes; Trematoda; Strigeidida; Schistosomatidae.